Chrysoperla carnea is the source of this 2004-nucleotide messenger RNA. RefSeq names its product glutamate receptor 1-like. The record is from RefSeq and is a predicted model, not a curated record. Gene Ontology annotation, cellular component: membrane. Lineage: Eukaryota; Metazoa; Arthropoda; Insecta; Neuroptera; Chrysopidae. The transcript is spliced from 12 exons. Gene Ontology annotation, molecular function: ligand-gated monoatomic ion channel activity. The coding region runs from base 1 to 2004 and encodes 667 amino acids.
AUGGAGGUAUUUAGAAGUUGGAUUUUAAUUCUAAUAUAUUAUGGCUUAUUGCCAUUUAAUGAAGCGUAUGAAAAUCAAAUGAAAAUAGACUUUUUAAAGGAUUAUUUUAAAUUCGAACACAAUACUCGAUUUAUUCUUCAUGUUUGCUUUCCAAUAGAUCUGGCAACUAAAAAAGAAUUAAGUCUCUGUAAUCAGUUCAAUAAUGUAAAAGAUCCGGCUUAUUUUAUAAACGAUAAUAUAGAUCAUCGAAUGAUUCGAGUAUUAGAUAUGGAUUGCCCAUCAGCAAAUGAUAUACUAAUGGAGGCAAAUUCAACAUUGCAUUUUACGUUUCCAAAUAGAUGGGUACUUUUAUUUGGUAAAAAUACAAGUGAUGUUAAUGAGUCUUUACUCCUAGAUAUUGAUAGUAAUGUUAUUACUGCCAAAAUUUUUAGUGAAGAGUUAAUAAAUUUAAAGCAACCUUACAAAUACAAUCGUUUUGAGACAUUCUUAGAUGCACAUGUGGAUUCAGUUGGUAAAGUGGCCUAUAAUGUGAAUAAAUUACUAUGUUCUUUUGUCAAUGCCACACAAAGGCACAAACUCACAUACAGUUGGGGCCUUCAGGACUCAAAUGGAACAUGGAAUAAAGGUUCAAUGAUAGAUAGAAUACGUAGGAGAGAAGAUGAAGUGAAUGGCAUGGGAAUGGCUAUUUUCCCAAAUCGAUUACCCGCAGUCAAAUAUUUGGCCAAAACAUCAGACAGUCGAGCAGGUUUUAUAUUUCGAAUGCCUGCUUUAUCAUAUGUUAGUAAUAUUUUACGCUUGUCCUUUCAAACCAAAUUGUGGGCAGGUUUAGGAGUCCUCUUAUUGUUGAUGAUGGUAAUAAUGAAAUAUUUAUUUACGUUUGAAGUUAAAAGAAAUAGAUCUAGAGAUAAAGCUUAUAAUGUUGAAAAUUGCGAUCUUCAAAAAGGUUGGGCAUCUUUGUCUGUGUUUCUGGUCGGUUCAUUAUGCCAGCAAGGUGUGGAGAAAGAACCCGUGGGUAUUUCCGGCCGUGUGGGUACAUUUUUUGUAUAUCUGGCCAUGCUAUUCAUUUAUACAUCAUAUUCAGCAAAUAUUGUCGCUCUUCUACAAGCUUCAGCGAGUAUUGGAAACGUCGAUGAAUUUAUGCAAAGUCCAAUUAAAGCAGGUUUUCUAGAUUUUGAAUUGUCUAGAAUAUUGUUCGAGAAAUCAUCAAAUCCAAUACGAAAAAAAAUUUACGAAGAGAAAGCUGGACCAAAAUCGUAUUAUUCAUAUGUAAAGGGGGUGGAAAAAAUAAGGAACGGCCUUUUUGCAUUUUAUGGAGAACCAGGUAUUGUAUUUCAUUAUGUAAGUAAGACAUUUGAAGAAAGUGAAAAAUGUGAUUUACAAGAAAUCCCUACUCCUGGCGAGUUUUCAGUGUUGUUUCAUGCAACACCUCAUAAAUCACCGUACAUUGAGAUAUUUAAAAAUGGAUUACUGCGAAUAGAUGAGACAGGUUUGCAAGAAAAAUGGUAUUUAAGAUAUUAUAAAUCUCAAGUAAAAUGUGGAGCAUCUGUAGCAAAUUUUGUUCAAGUUGGAAUACGAGAAAGUUAUUGGGCAUUUAUUAUUUGGUCAUUUGGUGUUGGAGCAGCAAUUUUAAUAGUUUAUUUGUCGACUAAAAAGCAAUUGAGUCUUCGUAAUCAAUACAAUGACGUAAAAAAUUCAGUUUAUUUUAUAAACGAUAAUUUAGAUCAUCGAAUGAUUAGAGUAUUAGAUAUGGAUUGUUCUUCAGCAAAUAAUAUCCUUUUACAGGCAAAUUCAACAUUACAUUUUACUUUACCUAACAGGUGGUUGCUUUUAUUUGGAAAAAAUACAACUGAUUUAAGUGAAUCUUUGUUACUGGAUAUUGAUAGUAAUGUUAUUACAGCGAAAAUAUAUAAUGAGAAGUUAAUACAUUUGAAGCAACCUUACAAAUACAAUCGUUAUGAAACAUUUUUGGGUAAUGCUUAUGCUAACACAUAUAAUCAUAGGUAA